AUGAAUCGGCACUUAUUUCAUCCGGAGAAGCUGCCAAGUGCUAUAGUAACUGGACAGGGGAUGCAGGGAUUCACUGCACUGGGAGCAGAUCUGGAACGGUUUGGUGGGUUGGGAUUGGAGGAGGUGGGAUUUGAGGGCUUGACGGAAGGAGAGAGGGAGUUGUUCUCUGAACUUGCGGAGCAGUUUGCUCAGCAGCUGGGGGGGAUUGAAGAAACCAAAGGGGGUGGAGGGAGUGGGGUUGGUACUGCGAAAGGCAAGGAGGCAGUGGACGAAUGGGAGGCAUCUCCAGGGGAAGAAAGCAGUGGGAGCCGAGAAACUAGUGACGGGGAAGGGGUGAUGGAGGAGGACGGUGCGAUGGAGGCGAAGAUGGGAAUGGAUGAGCAUUUGGCUGGCCUUGUUUCCCAUGAUAGUGGGGUGAAAAUGAUGGUGGGAGCGGGAGCCGUCCCGAUAGAUGUGGCAUCUGAUCAGCACUACCGACUGCCUUGCACCAAGGAUGCAGCUCACGACAGCAAUCGUCCGAAUCAAGGAUUGCCGAAGCAGAGAGGCGUAGGGAUGGAGAUGCAGCAGGGAGGCUACACUAUCUCUGCGGGCGAGAAUGGUAAUGGUAUCUACAUGACGGCAACGCAGCCAAGCCAGCCGACCAUGCCAGUUCAAGGAGCCAUGUCUGGAGCGUUGGAUCCAUCCUCCUCCCAAUUGCACCAGCCUGGUCAACAGGGUCAAUGGGGUCAACAGGGCCAGCAGGGACAACCGGCACAAUGGGGUCAACGGGGUCAACAGGGUCAACGGGGCCGAGGGGCAGGUGUGGUGGUAGGUGCAGCAGCAGUGGGUCCUUCCGGUCAUACAGUAGGGCCCUCAGAACUAGCAGACAGGCAGCAGGGUUUGGCAGCAGCGCAGCACGCACUGACAGGGGGACAGGCAGGGCAACAUGCGUUGUCUAGGCAGCAAAGAGCAGGGCAACAUGCAGUGAUUGGGGAUCAAGCGUUGGCAGCAGGGCAACGUGUGUUAGCUUGGGGGCAAACACCAAGGGUGCCAGUCCCCGCACAUUUAGUUACGCAAGCAUCAAGCGAACCACAAGCGGUUUCAUGGAGUUUCAGUGUCGAAGUGGCAGGGGGUGUGAUGGCGCAUGCUGAGCAUGGCUCUCUGCAGGAAGCAGAGGAGGCGAUGGAGGUAUGGAACAGGGGAGGUUGGCAACGUAACGUGGCAGGUUCAGCUCCAAGCGUGCUUCCAAGUUGGCAUGCUGAAAUGAUGCAGCAUGCGCCUGCCAUGAUGUCCCCGUUUGGGCCGCUCCAGAGGCGUGAUCAUGGCAUGCGGUACGCUUUUACCAUGUCGCGGAGAUCUUCGGUUGUUGUGAUUCCGUCCGUGCGUCAGCAUCACCAGAACCAACAGCAGCAGUGGCAGCAGCAGCAGCAGCAGCAGCAGCAGCAGCAGCAGCAGCAGCAGCAGCAGCAGCAGCAGCAGCAGCAGCAGCAGCAGCAGCAGCAGCAGCAGCAGCAGCAGCAGCAGCAGCAGCAGCAGCAGCAGCAGCAGCAGCAGCAGCUCAGUGGAGUGGGUGGUCUGAUCGGUCCAAGUCCUGCUGGUGUUGCUGGUGAUAUGGGUGUUGCUGGCCCAAUGGAUGGUGUAGCUGCUGCGGCUGCCAAUGUGCGUAGUGGUGCUGGCAGCAGUGGAGGGGACGUUGAAAUGCAGGAAGCUGCAACAGAGGGUCCCAGGCCCGCAUAUGAUGCUGGUGCUACUGCCGAGCCUAGCACAGGCCAGCUGUGUGCCACUCAGAAUAGUGCCGACCAGCAUUAUGCUACCCAGCCUUGUGCUGAGCAGUUGAAUUUCCAGCAGCCUAUCAUGGCAGACUUGACCCUUCCUCUGCCUCUCCCCUCAGCAGAUCCGUUGUUGCUCCUGAGAGAUGCUGAGCACUCUGCAUUUUCUCCCUGGCGCCUCAUCUCCCCACCUUCACACAUCGAGGGAGCACUCUUUCACAGGUUUGAGAAUCAUGCCUCUGCCGCCCCAGUCAUGGCGCCUUUGGGAGCAGCAGGUGCAGGUUUGGAGGGUGGGGGGCAGGCUACUGAUGGAGGAGGGUUGUUGAAUACAGAGGAUAGGGAUUUCGGACAUGUGGGGGCAAUCACCCCUGCUGGUGCUGGAAGCUACACUAUUGAUGCGCUAGAGAGGUUCUUGAUGGAUAAUGGGGAGCACAGGGAGUAA
Closterium sp. Naga37s-1 is the source of this 2190-nucleotide messenger RNA. The record is from the annotation of a GenBank genome assembly. Lineage: Eukaryota; Viridiplantae; Streptophyta; Zygnematophyceae; Desmidiales; Closteriaceae.